AUGUCUCAAGGCACACCACCGCCAGGUGGCGGGGUGCGAAUUGCACUCGAAGGCUGUGGACAUGGCAAACUGCACGAUAUUUAUUCCAAAGUCUCUGAGAGCGCAGCCGCCAAGGGGUGGACAGGCGUUGAUCUUGUCAUCAUCGGAGGUGAUUUUCAGUCUGUACGCAAUACUCAUGACCUCAGUGGUAUGUCUGUGCCGGUGAGGUACCGCGAAAUCGGCGACUUCCAUGAGUACUACAGUGGCAAGCGCAUUGCUCCGUAUCUUACCAUCUUCAUUGGAGGCAAUCACGAGGCCAGCAACUACCUCUUCGAACUCUAUUACGGUGGCUGGGUGGCUCCCAAUAUUUACUACCUGGGCGCCGCCAAUGUUCUCCGCUUUGGACCAUUACGAAUUGCAGGCCUUUCUGGAAUUUGGAAGGGCUACGACUAUCAUAAGCCGCAUUUUGAACGUCUGCCCUACAAUGCAGAUGACGUCAAGUCUAUCUAUCAUACCAGAGAACUGGAUGUACGCAAGCUCAUGCAAGUUCGCACCCAAGUUGACAUAGGCCUAUCACACGACUGGCCGAAAGGCAUUGAGCGGCACGGUGAUUAUGAACGUCUUUUCAGAAUCAAGCGGGGUUUCCGAGAAGACUCAGAGGCUGGAAAGUUGGGAAGCACAGCUGCCAAGUAUGUUUUGGACAGGCUGCGUCCACCGUACUGGUUUUCGGCUCAUCUACACGCCCGAUACCCUGCUCUUGUUCUACACGGUGAUUACAUACACCCAAAGAAACCACCCAUGGCAAACAAACGACAUCACCGCUUUCCCCAAGGUUUAGAUGGGCCGUCAGAUUUAACCCCUUCAUUUGAAACACCAAACACAAACUUCGUACCGCAAGAGAAAACUUCUCCAGACAACCUUAUGGCAUGGAACAAUUUUGCAAAUAUUGCCGCGAAACAAGAUGCCGAAGAGAAUGAGAAGUUUCUUCAAGAGCGAUCUCAACCAGGAGAAAAUCAUUCGCUUGAUCUGGACGCGAUCUCAUGCACUUGGCGGCAAAUUCAAGCAGACGACCCUAACAGAAAAGUGAUUACCGUUGAGAAGAACAAUCCUGUUGAAGAAGGCGCCAUCGUUAAGAAUAGUGAUGAGAUUGAUCUUGACUUAGACAGUGAAGAUGAAGGGACUAAUGUCAAGAUGGACGUCGAUUCUGGGGCGAAAGCAGAGACAACAAAUGCUAGCCAGUUGCGUCAGACUAAUGAACCCCGGAAAACUUCAUUAACGGAAGAUCCUGAGGGUGUUUCUGAGAGUGUUCGUGAACAAUUGCCUGAAGGAUUCAAACGCCAACAACCCGAACCCGCCGUUUACGGUCCACUUCCUGAAGCAAUUUCAAACACCAAGACACAAUUUUUAGCUUUGGGCAAGUGCGAAGAACAUCGUGACUGCAGUGACUAUCUUGAGCUCAUGGAAAUAUUCCCAAACUCGGAAGAAGCUGCCAACAUUCAGCGCCCUUAUGAGCUGCAAUACGACAAGGAAUGGCUUGCGCUCUCUCGUGCAUUAGAGCAUAACCUUGUGAUUGGCGAUCCUACGAGCCAAGUCCCCUCAGACCCGGGUGAUGAGAAAUAUAAAGUCGACAUUGAAGCGGAAGAAGCCUGGGUCCAGGAACAUAUCGUUGCCAAGGGCAAGAUGACCAUUCCGCAAAACUUUGAGAUUACUGCUCCAGUAUACGACCCAGAAGUCCCAAUUGAUACUACGGAUAUGCCUCCCGAGUAUAAUAAUCCCCAAACGGCUGCUUUUUCCAUGGACGAUGGUCACAUCGAGGACGGGAUACCUCCAGGCGUGGCGGUAGAGGCGGUAGAGGUGGAGGCCGUGGACGGGGAGGAGCCUUUCGACACGGUCAAAAUAGGCCAUUUUAAAACUUCGUUUUCUCAAAGCUGGUCUUCUCCCGUGCUCUAA
This is a messenger RNA of Talaromyces atroroseus, 1929 nucleotides long. RefSeq lists its product as hypothetical. The transcript has 4 exons. Gene Ontology annotation, cellular component: nucleus. NCBI's taxonomy places the organism in Eukaryota, Fungi, Ascomycota, Eurotiomycetes, Eurotiales, Trichocomaceae. The record is from RefSeq and is a predicted model, not a curated record. Gene Ontology annotation, biological process: mRNA splicing, via spliceosome. Gene Ontology annotation, molecular function: RNA lariat debranching enzyme activity. The coding region runs from base 1 to 1929 and encodes 642 amino acids.